GAGGCUCACCUGCGCGCCGAUGCAAUCCGUCUCCGCCCGCCGCAAUCCAGCAACUGCAACUUGAACCCGCCGCAUCAUUUUCCCCUCUUCUCCCCCCAAUCUCCUCCCCCUCGGCUAUUGCGAUCAUCAGUCAUGGCCUCCUCAUCGGCUCCCUCCGCCAACAUUGGCGCAACCCCCCAACCUGACAGUCCUGCUGCUCCCACACAGAUCCCCGAAAAGGUUUCUGCGGAUGACCAGAAGAAGUCCGCCACGACGACUGCCCCAAACAAUGCCCCCUCAGCAGAGAACCCCGCGCAACAACAGCGCACGAACAACAACGAUGACGAUGACGAUGACGACGAAUCAGAAUUUGAUGAAUUAGAUGAGGUCCUCGACGACUUUAAACCCAAACCAUCCCCCGCCCCCGCCAAACCCGAUGCCGCACAACCAUCUGCCCCUGAUGACUUUGACGAGGAGGCCUUCCUCCGCCAACUCGAACAAGAUAUGGCGAAUAUGAUGGGCGGUGGUGGCGGCGCCAGCAACGACGCUGCUGCGGCUGCGGCUGCGGCUGGCGCCACCGAUACCAACGACGGCGGCCUCGACAAAGACGCCGAGGCAUUCGCCAAGAUCCUCGAGGAAAGCGGAGUCUCACCGUCCGACUUUCUGAAGCAGCUCGUCGGAGACGUCAUGAUGAAAGGCGACGACGAUAACAGCACUACGGCCGCCACCGCGGGCUCUUCAGCAGCACCAGCACCAGCAGCAUCAUCAACGCCAUCAACAAGUGGCACCGCAGCACCUGAAACCUUCAAUGACACCAUCCAGCGCACAAUCGAACGGAUGAAAGAAUCCGGCGACAAAGCCACAGCGGCAGCCUCGGAGGACGACAUGUCGGAUGAUCUGGUAGCGCAACUCAUCAAGGCGAUCGAGGCGGGGGCAUCGUCAGGCGAAGGUGGCGACGAGGGGGAUCUGACAAAGAUGUUCAUGGGCAUGAUGGAGCAAUUGUCGAAUAAGGAGAUCCUGUACGAGCCGAUCAAGGAGCUUGAUACGAAGUUCGGGCCGUGGAUCAAGGAGAAUAAGGGCAAGGGGAAGGUGUCGGAUGAGGAUAUGGCGAGGUACGAGAGGCAGGCUGGAGUGGUCAGGCAGAUUGUGAGUAAGUUUGAGGAGAAGGGGUAUUCGGAUGAGGAUCCGAAGUGUAGGGAGUAUGUGUGGGAGAAGAUGCAGGAGAUGCAAGCUGCGGGUAACCCGCCUGAUGAGCUGAUCUCUGCUCCUUGGAUGGAGGAUCUUAAGGGUCCGGGUGGUGGUGCUGGCGCGGGUGGUAUGCCUGAUUGUCCGCAGCAAUGAUGAAUACUAGUAGUAGUAGAAUAUUAAUAUAUAUACACACUUGGGCUGAGGGA
Messenger RNA from Aspergillus costaricaensis CBS 115574, 1373 nucleotides. It is a transcript of the gene pex19, whose product is annotated as putative peroxisomal membrane protein receptor Pex19. The transcript has 3 exons. Lineage: Eukaryota; Fungi; Ascomycota; Eurotiomycetes; Eurotiales; Aspergillaceae. Gene Ontology annotation, cellular component: peroxisomal membrane; peroxisome. The record is from RefSeq and is a predicted model, not a curated record. Bases 133 to 1320 code for a protein of 395 amino acids. Gene Ontology annotation, biological process: protein import into peroxisome membrane.